This is a messenger RNA of Zophobas morio, 536 nucleotides long. RefSeq lists its product as uncharacterized. NCBI's taxonomy places the organism in Eukaryota, Metazoa, Arthropoda, Insecta, Coleoptera, Tenebrionidae. The transcript has 6 exons. The record is from RefSeq and is a predicted model, not a curated record. Gene Ontology annotation, molecular function: protein binding; mRNA binding. The coding region runs from base 69 to 536 and encodes 155 amino acids.
AAGUUCAAAAUUUUAUAAGUGAAUACUUUUUAAGUGCGGGCUUUUGUAGCAUUUUAAUAAAAGGUUAUAUGAAAAAAGGUUUAACAGAAAGUGGGAUUCAAAUUUUUGAAAAACUAAAGACAACCUACAACGCCCAUCCCUCUCUCAACAACAAAGCUCGGCCCUGCACGACCACCUACAACUGUUUAAUUCAAGGACUCGUGCAAAAUGGGAAAUUUGACGCGGCGCUAAAGUACUACGCGGAACUGAAAGCCAGUAGUUUUCUCUCGCCAGACGCACUCACAGAAAGUCUUAUUCUCUUCGGCUACAUCCACCAUAGAAACUUGGAUGAAGCCUUAAAAUUUUAUGAAGGAAUAAAAAAUCCCAGCGAUUAUCAUCAUUGUUUGAUGAUCUCUAAUUGCGGUAGGUACCAAAAAAUAGACCUUUUAAGAAAACUUUCGUAUCGUCUUACCCUCGCUAAAGCGCUUAAUGAAAAAGUUAACACUCAAAUUUUAAUCGGCAUGUUUUUCUUAUGUAAUUCUUCCAUAAUUUUUUAA